This is a messenger RNA of Myxocyprinus asiaticus (Chinese sucker), 3064 nucleotides long. Its product is annotated as reticulon-1-A-like. Gene Ontology annotation, cellular component: neuron projection; postsynaptic density. NCBI's taxonomy places the organism in Eukaryota, Metazoa, Chordata, Actinopteri, Cypriniformes, Catostomidae. The transcript is spliced from 9 exons. Gene Ontology annotation, biological process: neuron differentiation; endoplasmic reticulum tubular network formation; brain development. The coding region runs from base 270 to 2711 and encodes 813 amino acids. The record is from RefSeq and is a predicted model, not a curated record.
CACACGGACAGUCCUCUAACCGGAAUGUCGCUCUCUCCGACCUAAAUCUGUGCCAACCGCGAGCAGCACAGAUACAGUGACGUCAGCUCCGAGGCACUGAACCAAACACAUCAAGCCCACUGGCUCCACUGCCGCGAGACGGGAAGCAUCGGUCAGCAUCGGCCAUAUUAAGCGUCACAUCUUUGAAUUCCUCCUGCAAUUUCAGCGAAUCGUUCUCGCCUCGGAGCAAAUCUGCUGCGCCGUGAUCUCCGUGUGCAACUAUUGUAAGCAUGUCCGCUAAUUUGGAUGGGAAAUGGUUCGGAGAGGAGGAGGAGGAGAAGAACGGAAUGUUUGGGAGCGCAGGGCCCCGUUUUGACGAGAUGCGGGACGAUCUGCACGCGAAGAACUGGGAGCGCGAGACGACGAACGAGCCAAAGCAACAAUUCCAUCCCUUUGAAGGAAGCGGAGUUGCCAUAGAAACUGCAUCUACUGGUGACUCUUUGUCUGACAUGUUUUUGAAGUCAUCCCCUGGAGAGGGAGAUCUGUACACCUCUCUCCUUUCCUCUAAGUCCUCCUCCAAUCCUUUCAGUGAUGGCGCAUCUCUCUUCUCCUCUGAGGGCAACCGUUCUCCACCUGCUCCCACCGGGACCGACUCCGGCAUCAGCAUGACCCCAGGUGACCCCUCAGACCAUCAUACGACCCUGCAGAGCUCACACAAGCCUGACCACUACAGCUACAUGGACAUGGGUGAUGACCUCUGUGAUUUUGGUAGUGUUGACAGUGCCAAGAAUAAGCAGCAGCAUCCCAUGGGAAUCUAUGGAGAUGAUGACGAUGAUGAUGAAGAUGACAUUCAGGACUUUAAGCCGAAGAAAGAAGAAAAGGAAAGUAAAGAAUCCAGCCACGACCCCUUUGAUCUGGGUCGCUAUUUGGAAAAGAGCCCUCUUGGUUCUGAAGAUGUGGAGGUGAAGGACGUUAAGGGAUCGGCGGGCGGACAGCAUGCGUUUCCGUACGUGGAGGAUCCUUCGGAUGAAGAUAUGGCAGAUUACCAAUCAUAUCGUAGGAUGGAAAUGCCACAAAGUGCCAGCCCUGUGAAGAUCACCGUGACAACAGAGUCCCAUGCUGCAUCGACCCAGCCAAUAAGAGUGUCUCCACAAGGGAGCGUUUCUGAGAGAGAGAGUGUGCUCAGUUUUGGGCAGCAGGGUCUUCCCACGGUUACACUUUCAGAACCAGAGGAUGACAGCGCAGCCUCUUCAGCUAACCACUCCCCUAACCACUCCCCUACAGGCCGAGAGUCUCCAUCCGACAUUCUCUUCCAGCCUGCAGGAAUGAAGUCUGUGAGCUCCACCAAAGAUUCCAGCAACACCACCUAUCAUUCCAAUCUUCCAGGAGACCAGAACAUGAAGGGCACAACCAAACCCUCCUCCCCAUGGGCACAAGACCUUCAAGGCAGUGGAGAUGAGUCUGGAGAUUCAGAGAUUGAGCAAGUGGCUGAAGAAUCCGAUUCACCAGCAUACGACUUGACAUCCAAGACCACACCCACAAAAGGUGGAUUUAGCCAACCAAGCAACCCAUUUGAGCAGACCAACUACACAUCUAUCACCGAUAAAGCUAGCAACACUUUUGACAAGGAUCAAACCAACAAGGUCAGUGCUAGUAACCCAUUUGAGCUGUCUGGGGGUACGAAGGGUGGUUUCAGUCAAUCCAGCAACCCACCGCUCUACAGUCUGCUAAGAGAGGAGAGGGAGGCAGAGCUCGACAGCGACCUGCUAAUCGAAUCAGCCUCUGAAGAGAGUCCCAAGCGGGAACAGGAAUACUCAGCUCCAAAACAUCCUGAAACAUCUUCUCCACUGACCUCGGGCCUCACUUCCUCUAAACCCAUCAUAAAUUCCAGCGCUUCAGCCUCUCCCUUCCCUGAACCCCCAGCCAGCACCUUGAGAGGAAAAGAGAAAGAAACAGAGAAGGAAAAGGAAAAAGCAGCCCCCGUUGAGAAGCCCAAGCUGCAACCAGAGGACAGCUGGUCCACCAAACCCAGGCCUUCAGUAAUGGGAACAUCUUUUCCAACUCUGGAGCCCAGUCAGAACAAGGAGAUCAAAAGCAAUGUUGAGAGUGUUUCCACAGAGAAAGAGGCCACUCUUCCCUCUUUCUUUCAGAGCCUCACCAGACAGAAAGUGGUAGAUCUGUUACACUGGCGGGAUCUGAAGCAGUCUGGACUAGUGUUCGGCAGCGUGUUGCUGCUGCUGUUCUCUUUAACCCAGUUCAGCGUGGUGAGCGUGGUAGCAUAUCUCGCUCUGGCUGUCCUCUCUGCCACCAUCAGCUUCCGAGUCUACAAAUCAGUCCUGCAAGCAGUGCAGAAAACCGACGAGGGACAUCCCUUCAAGGCUUAUCUGGAAGUAGAGAUUGCUCUUUCUGCAGAUCAGAUCAGUAAGUAUGUGGAUAAAACUCAGCUGUAUGUCAACUCCACCAUGAAGGAGCUUCGUAGGGUGUUCUUGGUUCAGGAUCUGGUGGACUCCGUAAAGUUUGCAGUGUUGAUGUGGUUGUUGACCUAUGUGGGAGCUCUGUUUAAUGGCCUGACUCUGAUGAUUCUAGUGGUGGUUUCCAUGUUCACCUUGCCAGUUGUUUACGAGAAGUACCAGACGCAGAUUGAUCAAUACUUGGGCCUGGUGCGCUCCAAUGUUAACUCAAUAAUGGGAAAAAUUAGAGAGAAGGUUCCUGGGGCCAAAAAGAAGGAAUAAACUCUACGCUUCUGUACAAGUAAACACUAUAGCCAGUAAAAACAACAACUUUUGCCAGCACUGAAGGACCCCAACUACACAGGAGGCCAACAUACCAUCUUAAAAAUAAAUAAAUAAAAUAAAAAAUGAUUGUCAUGUUAGUCUAUUGGCUCCUAUAAAAACUCACUGUUGCCAGUCACUGGUGAAGCCCUGCACUAAUAGCUAACACUGAUGAUUCACAAACAUAAGUAACACCUUGUGGGCGAUCAUAGAGCUAUAGAUAUGCCAGAGGGACACAAAGUGCUUCUCUCUUCCAUUGCUUCUGAUUUAAGUGCAUGAAGUCCAGUCUUGAGUAAAUAUUUUCUAUAUCUGCA